Messenger RNA from Eimeria acervulina, 201 nucleotides. RefSeq lists its product as hypothetical. The record is from RefSeq and is a predicted model, not a curated record. NCBI's taxonomy places the organism in Eukaryota, Apicomplexa, Conoidasida, Eucoccidiorida, Eimeriidae. Bases 1 to 201 code for a protein of 66 amino acids. The transcript is spliced from 2 exons.
AUGGGCACGGACUUAGUCGUCACAAAGAAGGGUUACGAUGAAAAAGAGAAGCCGAUAAGUAGUCCAUUUUUUGAAAUUCGGGGAGCCGCCCUUAAUGAGUACGACAUCCUGGCUAAUCGCGCUUCACCUGACGGUCUUGCUACGUUGCGGAACGGGGGUGUCGAAGCCAAAGCGCUCAACAUUUUCAAAAUACCUCAGUAA